AUGUUGGCAGAUGAGUUUUCAAAAAUGCUCCUGGCCAACACUUUGAAAAUCGACACCUUUCAAGAAAGUAGGGGUUAUGGGCCAAUCGGCUUGUUGCGUCGCAGGAUCGUUGAACCAAAUUCUGCUUCACUAGACUACGCCUUGCAAGAGAAGGAUACCAUCGAGGGCAACCACCUUACCAUGUGCAGAUUUUAUGGACCUGACGACAAUGGGAAGUAG
Molecule: messenger RNA, 219 nt
Organism: Venustampulla echinocandica
Lineage: Eukaryota; Fungi; Ascomycota; Leotiomycetes; Helotiales; Pleuroascaceae
Exons: 3
Coding region: 1-219 (72 amino acids)
Source: RefSeq, a predicted model, not a curated record